Messenger RNA from Tupaia belangeri chinensis (Chinese tree shrew), 801 nucleotides. RefSeq names its product ankyrin repeat and BTB/POZ domain-containing protein BTBD11. Lineage: Eukaryota; Metazoa; Chordata; Mammalia; Scandentia; Tupaiidae. The transcript is spliced from 3 exons. Bases 175 to 459 code for a protein of 94 amino acids. The record is from RefSeq and is a predicted model, not a curated record.
UUCACCGUGGAGACCCUGGAGCACACAGUCAACAACGACUCCGAGAUCUGGGGCCUCCUCCAGCCCUACCAGCACCUCAUCUGCGGGAAGAACGCCAGCGGGGUGCUGUGCCUGCCAGACAGCCUGAAUCUUCACCGAGACCCCCAGCGGCCCAGCAAGCCGGGAGAGCUGCCCAUGUUCAGCCAGUCGGAGUUGAGGACCAUUGAACAGUCCUUGCUGGCUACCCGUGUGGGCAGCAUCGCCGAACUGAGUGACCUGGUGUCCCGCGCAAUGCAUCACCUGCAGCCCCUCAAUGCCAAGCACCACGGCAAUGGCACUCCCCUGCACCACAAGCAGGGGGCGCUCUACUGGGAGCCUGAGGCCCUGUACACCCUUUGUUAUUUCAUGCACUGCCCUCAAAUGGAAUGGGAGAACCCCAACGUGGAGCCUUCCAAAGUCAACCUCCAAGUGGAAAGGUAAGACCCACCUACUCUUGGAUGAUCAGAAAAGAGCUUCUUUCUGUACAGUGCAGCCUUGUGGUGGGUGCACACUGCCUCCAGGGUGCUAUAGGGAUUAGGGCACAGAUGGAUGCUGGGGAUAAGGACUGCCCUGUUCCCAGGAACUUGCUAAAGGAGUCUGGAUGGGAACUUUGUGUCUUGGGGAUUGGGAGUGACUUAGGAUCCCAUGUAGUCUUUGAACGAGGUUGCAUAGAUGGAGCUGGUUCAGUCCAGGAUAAAAAUAGCCCAGGUCAGGCCAAUUGCAGUGGCACAGCAGUCGGGCCCCACUGUGUAAGGCUGGGGCCACAUGAGAGGCCCCGGGUUC